Molecule: messenger RNA, 2367 nt
Organism: Vigna angularis (adzuki bean)
Lineage: Eukaryota; Viridiplantae; Streptophyta; Magnoliopsida; Fabales; Fabaceae
Product: mannosyl-oligosaccharide 1,2-alpha-mannosidase MNS1
Exons: 14
Coding region: 269-1996 (575 amino acids)
Biological process (GO): N-glycan processing; carbohydrate metabolic process
Cellular component (GO): Golgi membrane; endoplasmic reticulum
Molecular function (GO): mannosyl-oligosaccharide 1,2-alpha-mannosidase activity; calcium ion binding
Source: RefSeq, a predicted model, not a curated record
UCUGUUUUAUAGGAAUUGACUUGAAUUGAGCAAUGGGAGAAUUGAAGUCUCUGCUUCGUCUUCAUCUGCUCUGCAAUUUUGCAGACUGAAUUGAAGAGAAGGGAACACGAAUCUUCAGAUAAACCCUCAAACUAAGUGUUCAGGUUCCGACAAACAGAUACGUAUAUUUGAAGAAACAAACGACCGGCCGUUUUGUUCCUUAAAAAAUUGUGGGUCUGCAACAAAAACAGGGACGAGGUUGGUGUGAACCUUAGAUCUUGGUUUGGGAAUGGCGAGGGGUAGUAGAUCAGUGACGAGUAGCAAGUGGAGGCACUGCCACCCUUCCUAUUACCUGAAGCGCCCGAAGCGUCUAGCUUUGCUCUUCAUUGGUUUCGUUUGCGUUUCUUUUGUUGUGUGGGACCGUCAAACCCUGGUCAGAGAGCACCAGGUUGAAGUUUCUGAGCUGCGGAAAGAAGUGACUGAUUUGGCAAAUUUGCUGAGUGAGUUAAAUAACAAACAAGGUACUUCUGGGAAGAUUGACCUGAGUACUAAAGUUACCAGGUCCAGUAAAGAGGUGCUAGAUGAUCCCAUUGAUAUCCAGAGGAGGGAAAAAGUAAAAGAAGCAAUGCUUCAUGCUUGGGGAUCUUAUGAAAAGUAUGCAUGGGGCCAGGAUGAACUUCAGCCACAAUCAAAGAGUGGUGUCAAUAGCUUCGGAGGUCUUGGAGCAACAUUAAUAGAUUCUCUUGAUACGCUAUAUAUUAUGGGUCUCAAUGAGCAGUUUCAGAAGGCACGAGAAUGGGUUGCAAACACUUUGGAUUUUAACAAGGAUUACGAAGCAAGUGUUUUUGAGACAACCAUAAGAGUAGUAGGUGGUCUUCUUAGUGCAUAUGAUCUUUCGGGGGACAAAGUUUUUCUUGACAAAGCUAGAGAAAUUGCAGACAGAUUGCUGCCUGCAUGGAAUACGCCUACAGGAAUUCCUUACAACAUCAUUAAUUUGUCACAUGGACGAGCACACAACCCUAGUUGGACUGGGGGUGAGAGUAUCUUGGCAGAUUCUGGCACUGAACAACUGGAAUUCAUUGUUCUAUCUCAAAGGACUGGAGACCCAAAGUAUCAGCAGAAGGUGGAAAACGUAAUUAUCCAGCUAAAUAAAACAUUUCCUGGUGAUGGAUUACUUCCCAUCUACAUUAAUCCUCAUAGUGGGGCAGCAGGCUACUCUCCUAUCACAUUUGGGGCCAUGGGUGAUAGUUUUUAUGAGUACUUGCUCAAAGUUUGGAUACAAGGGAAUAAGACAUCGGUCGUAAAACAUUAUAGAGAUAUGUGGGAGAAAUCAAUGAAAGGUCUGUUAAGUUUGAUUCGGAGAUCAACACCAUCUUCUUUUGCUUAUAUAUGUGAAAAGAAUGGGGGAUCUCUCACAGACAAAAUGGAUGAACUAGCAUGCUUUGCUCCGGGGAUGAUUGCAUUGGGAUCAUUUGGUUACAGUGCUGCUGAGGAUUCACAGAAGUUUCUGUCACUAGCAGAAGAGCUUGCUUGGACAUGUUAUAACUUCUACCAAUCAACUCCAACGAAAUUGGCUGGAGAGAACUAUUUCUUUCAUUCUGGGCAGGACAUGAGUGUGGGCACAUCAUGGAACAUACUGAGGCCAGAGACAGUUGAGUCCCUCUUUUACCUUUGGCGUCUAACUGGCAACAAAACAUACCAAGAAUGGGGUUGGAAUAUAUUUCAAGCUUUUGAGAAGAACUCCCGCAUAGAGUCAGGCUAUGUUGGACUGAAGGAUGUUAAUAGUGGGGUCAAAGACAACAUGAUGCAAAGCUUCUUUCUUGCAGAGACCCUGAAAUAUUUUUAUCUUCUCUUCUCUCCUUCUUCAGUCAUCCCAUUAGAUGAAUGGGUAUUCAACACAGAAGCCCACCCUCUGAGGAUUGUGACCAGAAAUGAAGGGGGACUAUAUAAGAAUUUAAAUGAGAAGCAAAAACCUUUUUCUAGAAUAGGUGGCAGAAAAGAAGGUCGAUCAGGUUAGAUAUCCAUUCUUCUCUAAUCAUUGCUGAUUGAACCCCUUUUACCAAAACUGUAGAACAGCAGUUUGUUCUAUUAUGGUGGCUUGUAAGAUGUCAGAAUUUUCUCAUUGGGAGGAGGUUGAGGCUGGGAGGGGUAAUAAGGGUUCAUUCAGCCACAAAACACCAUCUAAUAUAGGAAAUAGUUCCUCAUUGAUGUUCUUAAAAUGGGUUUAUUCAAGGUGAAACUGAACUUUGAUUGAUGAAUGACCCUUCUGAAAUUCACUGCUAGGAGCUUGUUGCCCUUUAUUUUUUAUUAUAUUUUUCUGGAACCAAAUUUUCAGGGUUCUAUUGAGGCAAUAUAUCUACGAAAUACAAGAUAAUCCUUGCAUGUUUA